AUGAAAACCGUUUACGGCACAGGGAUUGCAGAGUGUACAGAAGCGUAUUGGAGUUCAAAGGGGCAGGAUGUAAUCGUAGAAGAUUUUGAGUUUGGCACUACGUACAUGUCAGACAAACUGUAUGCAGCAAAAAGGAUAAAAAACGUAUUAAUCCAUACUCUACCACCAGAGGGCAUGGCACCAUUCCCAGUUGAAUCAAAUAUUCUACUUCUAAGACCGACUGAUCCGAUUAUUAAUGCCCUAGAAGAUUCCAGUAGGAUUGAUAAGGUCCCUUUUAUUCGUAUUAAAGAUGUAUACGCAGUGAAUGAUUCCGGCCCAUUAGAAUCCCAAGUACCAGAGAAGAACUAG
Messenger RNA from Nematocida parisii ERTm1, 348 nucleotides. RefSeq lists its product as uncharacterized. The transcript has a single exon. NCBI's taxonomy places the organism in Eukaryota, Fungi, Microsporidia. The coding region runs from base 1 to 348 and encodes 115 amino acids. The record is from RefSeq and is a predicted model, not a curated record.